Messenger RNA from Penicillium griseofulvum, 615 nucleotides. Its product is annotated as SRPBCC domain-containing protein. The transcript has a single exon. Lineage: Eukaryota; Fungi; Ascomycota; Eurotiomycetes; Eurotiales; Aspergillaceae. The coding region runs from base 1 to 615 and encodes 204 amino acids. The record is from RefSeq and is a predicted model, not a curated record.
AUGACCAACAAUCUACCUGAUCCAACCAAUGCCUCUCGCGCAACACCAACAAUCCCCGUUUCCGAUGCCAUCUUGCACAUUGGGAGCUCCACUUUUAUCAGUGCCUCUUCACUCGAAGUAUGGGAAGUGCUGAUUAACACCUCAACAUGGCCAGCCUGGAAUUCUUUUAUUCCAAAAGUGACGAUCCGAUCACAACCAGACUCUAUGAGCAAUGAACCACUCUCCCCGAUAUUCCAAAAAGGGACCACGUUCACCUUCCAUGUCAGUGCCGAACCUACCAUCACGUUCAACAUCCCGCUGGCUGUGACUGAGUUCACUGCUCCCAAUCCCGAGUCAGCUUCUCCUGGCCAUAUCGUGUGGACAGUUGACUAUGAUGCACCCGGUGCCCCGCCGCCUUUUCUUUUAGUAGGGGAACGAAUGCAUGAAUUAAAAGAUGUGGAAUUGAUGGUCGACGAUAGAUUGCUCCGUGGGACAGAGGUUCGUCACUGGGAGGCGAUGAUGGGGUGGUUGGCCCACGCAGUGCAGUGGAUAUAUGGACGUAAACUGCAACAGGGUUUUGACACAUGGGUUUCUGACCUGAAGACUUUUAUGGAAAAUGUCAAUGACCAAACUUGA